CCGCGCGAACUCAUUCGUCUCGCAACCGUCGCUCCGGACGGGCGUGCGCUAACAUUGUGAUAUCGUCUCCCGCGAGACGGCGUGCCUUGUGACCGACUGUGUACGAUCUUCAUAGUGUAAAAAUAAAGCCGACGACAGACGGCGGUGUCGGUGCGAAGUUAUAUUUAAAUGAUAGCACGAACGCAAGGAAGAUCUACCCUCGGACGCUCGCCGACAUGAGACUAAUUCGGGGCAUAAUGUGCGAGUGCGCGGGCGCGGGCGCCUGUCCGGGCGGCGCGGCCCGCGGCACGUGCGUCACGCAGCCCGGCGGCUACUGCUUUGCCACCGUGGAGGAGGUGCUCGACGACUCCGGCCGGCUCGACCUCGAGCGCACCGCCGGCUGCCUACCGCCGGACGAGUCUGGUUUCAUGCAGUGCAAAAGUUCACAAGUACCACACCAGCACCCGAAGGUGAUCGACUGCUGCUCGGAGGCGGACAUGUGCAACACGCGGCUGCAGCCCCAGCUGCCUGAGCCACCGCCCGAUGUGACGGAGACGCCGGGCCUGCGCCCGCCCACGCCCGCCAGCCCAACGCUGCUGGUCGCCAUCGCGCUCUGCGUCGCCCUCCUCGCCUUCAUCGCCGCCUUCUUGCUGCUAUUCCGGCGCCGGCGCCGCGGCUGCAAGCGCCCGCCCUCACCGCCCGCCGUCGCUCACUCCGCCGACAUCUCCUCCGGCUCCGGCUCCGGCCUGCCGCUGCUCGUGCAGCGCACCGUCGCCAAACAGAUACAGAUGGUCGAAUCCAUCGGCAAGGGCCGCUACGGCGAGGUCUGGCUCGCGAGGUGGCGCGGAGAGAAGGUCGCCGUCAAGGUCUUCUUCACCACAGAGGAGGCCUCGUGGUUCCGGGAGACGGAGAUCUACCAGACGGUGCUCAUGAGACACGAGAACAUCCUCGGCUUCAUCGCCGCCGACAUCAAGGGCACCGGCUCCUGGACGCAGAUGCUACUAAUCACCGACUACCACGAGAACGGCUCGCUGCACGACUACUUACAAACGGUCGUCCUCGACACGCACGCCCUACUCACCAUGGCGUACUCGAUCGUCAGCGGGCUGGCGCACCUUCACAUGGACAUAUUCGGCACGAAGGGCAAGCCUGCCAUCGCGCACCGCGACAUAAAGAGCAAGAACAUCCUGGUGAAGCGAAACGGGCAGUGCGCCAUCGCGGACUUCGGGCUGGCGGUGCGGUACGUGGCGGAGCGCAACGAGGUCGACAUCGCGCCCAACACGCGCGUCGGCACGCGCCGCUACAUGGCGCCCGAGGUGCUCGACGAGAAGCUGGACGUGGCCAACUUCGAAGCCUUCAAGAUGGCCGACAUGUACUCGCUGGGACUAGUGCUGUGGGAGAUGUGCCGGCGCUGCGCCACCGGCGACAAGGCACAGAACGUGGACGCGUACGCGCUGCCCUACCACGAGCACGUGCCGCCCGACCCGUCAUUCGAGGACAUGCACGCGGUGGUGGUGGCGCGCGGCGUGCGGCCCAUCAUCCCCGCGCGCUGGCUCGGCUCGGAGCCGCUGGCCGCGCUGGCCGCCGCCAUGGCCGAGUGCUGGCACGCCAACCCGCCAGUGCGGCUCACGGCGCUGCGCGUCAAGAAGACGCUCGCCAAGUUCCACAACGAGCCCGUCGCCAAGCUCGUGUGACGCCGGCCCCCGCGGCCGCCUUCAAGCCGAGUUCCUCGAUACGCACUAUUUAUUCUUUUGCGAGAGUUGAAUCGCGUACAAAAUUGGACCAGCAGCAGCCCGGAGCCCCAACGAUGUGAAAUUCCGUCUGACCACCGCUUUUGUUUAAAUCUCAGUAUUGUUAAGUUUACUCGGCGCAGCGCGAGGCCGCGGCGACGGCCGGCCGCCCCGCGCGCCUCCUUGGUUUUCUCGUUCCGAUAUAUUUGUAUGUAUUUUAUUUUAUCUGUUACGUUAAUUUAGUAGGUUUAAAUAUCUCGUCUUCCGUGUGUGUGUAUGUGUGUGUACGUGUGUGUAUGUGUGCGCCCGCCGCGACUUGUGAUAUGUAUCGACAAUAAGACUUUGCUUACAAAUUUAAUGUACAAAUAAAUUUUGAGUCGCUUCGCAGCGCGGAGAUGUGGCGCUGCGCGGCGUUGCCCGGGGGGGCGGGGGCCGGCGCGCCGCUACCUCGCUACAUUUACUUACAAACAUUUGGCAGCUAUUGUAAUGGAAUAAGUAUUUGUUAUUAAUUUUAUAAAUGUUUGUUUAAACACAUCUGUUUGAGUGUAACUUUUAAUGGUUUUAUACAUUAUUUGGUUGUCUAGACAUAUUUUCUAUGAUUAGGCUUCAUGUCAGUGAGUGAUACUCAUAUUUUUCAUUCAAACUGUCGAUAUAUUUGUUUCGUAAGUUCCUUUAUUUCGUACUACGUUAAAAGAACCAUCGCCUCGACUCUCGACGUUAUUCAUCAGUGAAUUGUACUUAAGUGUGUAAAAAUGUGUCGCGCGGCGUCGCUCGCGGACCCGCUCUUAGCCCCUGCUUACACCAAUAUUAUGAUGGUAUGAAGCUGUAAAAAGUAAUACAAAUAUUUUUAAUUUUGACCAUAGACACUUGCCCCAUGGAGCAGCUAUUUUUAUUAAUGUUUUAUUGUAAGUUGUAAAUAGAUUAUGCAAAUAUGAUUUGCAACAUCUCAAGACUGUUUAUGACGAGCUGCGAAUGUAGGCUCUUAUUGGUUUUGACGAACAUAAAAAAAUCUUCAAAGACUUAUUAUUUGAAAUACAAUGUCCUUUUUCAAGUGCUUUAUAUUCCAUUAUAAAAAAAGUAUGAGUACAGAUUGUUUAUUGUUAAGCUUUAUUUCCACUGACGAAUCAUUGGCAUAAAUUUUUUUAUCAUACAUUCUUUGUAAAGAAAUCAGAGACGAACGCAACGAACCAAUUUGAUCAUAUUAUGAUGUGAAUUUCAGCAGUGUUCUAAGGUUGUUUUUUUUUUACAAAACCUUGUUAUGUGGUGUUUGAGAGCGGGCGUCGCGGCAGCAUUUAGAGGCGGCUGCGCUUGUAUUGUACAUUGUCUUGUAAAUAUAGAGGUUAGUUGUAUGCGUACAGUCGCGCGCAGUCGCACGAGUGUCUUAUAGUGUUAAUGUAUCGCGACUGUGCGCGCGACUGUACGCGAUAAGUUACGGAUUAAAUAAAAUAUUAAUGGACAUAUA
Messenger RNA from Papilio polytes (common Mormon), 3171 nucleotides. It is a transcript of the gene tkv, whose product is annotated as bone morphogenetic protein receptor type-1B. Gene Ontology annotation, molecular function: SMAD binding; ATP binding; transforming growth factor beta receptor activity, type I. Gene Ontology annotation, biological process: cellular response to growth factor stimulus; dorsal/ventral pattern formation; protein phosphorylation. NCBI's taxonomy places the organism in Eukaryota, Metazoa, Arthropoda, Insecta, Lepidoptera, Papilionidae. The record is from RefSeq and is a predicted model, not a curated record. The coding region runs from base 216 to 1673 and encodes 485 amino acids. Gene Ontology annotation, cellular component: signaling receptor complex; plasma membrane. The transcript has 3 exons.